Sclerotinia trifoliorum is the source of this 4442-nucleotide messenger RNA. The record is from the annotation of a GenBank genome assembly. Lineage: Eukaryota; Fungi; Ascomycota; Leotiomycetes; Helotiales; Sclerotiniaceae.
GAACACAUACACUCCCUCUAUCACUGCUCUUUUAUUUUAAAUCGUCUUAGAGCUCUUUUCAAGGUACGUUUUAACAACGCAGUCAUUUAUCUGCCUCAGUUCUGCUGCAAUUCCUCAGUCCUCUAUCUCUCAGAACCCCACCUUCCCGAUCUGGCGGUCACGCUCUCCUGCACUCCAUUACCCACAUACCCGCAGUCCAGAUCUGGGCCGGUGGGCUAUUGAGUAUAUUCCAAGCUAUAUAGACGCAUUUCAUCAAGGCGCUACCAGCUCACAAAGGACUCUUCCUCUUGCUGAUGAUAAGCGUCGCCGCAGCAACAAUUUUCUUGAGCAAUUUGUCUCCAUCAGCGGUACACCAAGAUCGAGUGGCUCGAAAGCGUUUCAAGUCACUCUGCACAAGAUUGUUCAAACUUGUGUGCAUCAAAAGCCUUUCAUCUUUUGCCUUUCAUCUCUUGUCCUUAUCUCUUGCCCAAGAAGCUUUUGAUUCUGCGCCAUACUGCCCAGACUCGUCAACUGAAUUUCAAGGGCAACCGGGGAUACCACAUACAAUCUCAAGGCAGCAGCUACAUACAUAUGGAUGCCAAGGUUUGUAUACUAUUUCUCCUUUGGCAUAUGCGCCCAAUCCCUAUCGCUCCGCUGUCUCUUUGCAAUUCAUAUCACUCUUUUCCACUUUCAUAUUCACCCAUUUCCUUCUACCCCAAUCUAAACUUCCCCGCUCUAUAAAUCCAUUUGCGGAAUAGCUAGCACAUAGCUGUACCCACAUACCAAAGGUCGGACAAGGUGUCCAAGCAAUAAAAGCUGACAAAGGUCUCUAUUUUCCAGAUAGUUCUUACUUUCUUCAACAACUUUAAAACAACGUACCACCAGCCAAAGCUUAGCGAACAUGCCAUCAAUCGAUGGGGAUAUCAGCAUGACCGACUCACUUGGCCGUAACCAAGAUCUCGAAAACAUCGAACAACGAAUCAUCAAGGUUGAGAAGCAAGAAUCUGCCCACCGUGGUACUGUUGUCACUCCAGCCAAACCUGGUGCAGCUUCUAGAUUCACAGCAACCCCAGCGACCACGAAUCGACUCAUCGCCUCAAUCGAAGCAGAUGAGAGCUAUGACCCUGUCACGCCCUCCAAGUCACUGACCAGAGGUAGUCGGGGCAAAGGGACAAAGAGGGCCGAAUCACAAUCUCCUAAAAAAGCUGCCAGUGCUAAGGCCUCGGCUGGCAAGGUUGUUAAGACUCGACAAAGUCCAAGUAAGUCGCCAAGAAAUUAGUUGUUUUCUUCCUGGCCGAUACUUUGUUUCUAGUCGAAACCUGAUAUUCCAUGGUUGAGCUGACCGUCCCUGCAGAGAAAAAAGACACUAAGCCUGGCUUAAAGAAUCCCCAAGCCGCGUUGCUUGGUGAAACUAUUGCUGAAGAUGACGAUAAUGGUGAAGACUGGGAAGAUGAGAAUGACGAUGCUAGAUCAGAUGAGAAUACCUGGAGCCAAGUAAAUAAAGUUAUCGGAUCCACUGGCAAGCCAACUCAUCCAAAUGGUCGAGCCGAAGGUCGUAAACUUGUUUCAUGGCAUAGUAAGCUUCGGUUCUUUUCAUCUGCUAUGAGUACAUAGAUUAAUCUUCCAUAGGAACACGAAUGAUGGAGAAGCUAAUCUUGCACAUCGUGUUCGAAUGUCGCCGUGCUGAUAUCAAUCUUCCAUGGGACAAGAUUGCUCACAGGCUCUGCCCUGGCAGUUCCGGUGCAGCCGCACAACAAUACAUCAACAAGAUGCGGGACGUUCUUAUCACAGAAGGCCACCUUGUUCCUCCUCCUCUGGGAAAGAAGGCCGUGUUGGAUCCAAGCAUUCGUGGAUACAUUCGUGACACAGAUGCUGAAGACCCAAAGGCGUCCCGUUCUGUUGGUUGGCUCGAAGAGAUCGUCGACUUGAAAGAAAGUCUUGUUGUUCCUGGUGUUUCUAGAGGCUCAGGAACCUAUCGUCGUGAUAAGACUCGAUGGCAAAGCAACAAGGCAACCAUCGGCGAGGAAACACCUACCAAGAUUGUUCGCGCUCGCGCUCGUCCCGAUAGGCAGCUCUCAAAGUCGACGCCCAAGCCAAAAGAGAAGGUUGUAAAGAUCAAGAAGGAGCGAUCUGAGUCACUUGAUCCUGCCGAGAUGCCAUCAGAUGAUGAUUACGACCCCCGAAACCGUCUUAAGAUCAAGGGCCAUCGCAAGCGGAAGGUUAAGGUUAAGAAUGUGCGUAAGUAUGAGACGGAUGAUGAUAUGGAUAAGGCCACCGAGUCGGAGAAUGAAUCAUUUGGGUACUCGGAUGACGAGACAUACCUUAUAGAGACACCAAGUAAGAAAAAGGGCUCGGGAAACGAUUUGAUGACAUCUUUAGCUGCUUUGCCUGUUACGCUUAAGCUUUCCCCGGAUCUACUCAGUAAAUUUCCUGGCGGCCUUGCUAGUAAAUCUGUUCAAGAUAUGCUUGCAGGUACUGAGACUGAGGACGAUGGAUGUACCGAGGAAGACCAUGAUGAUUCUGAGACCGCUGCCGGCGCUUCUACUCACGAUGGCGACGAUGUUUUUGGUCCAAAGAGCUUUGACCUCAACAAUAUCCAUGGUUUUGAGCUACAAACCCAAGCUUUGUUCCCUCCUAACAACUACGUACGGGGUAUGAACUACAGCUGUAACUUUUAUAGCCAAAAUGAUCCCAUGAGUGCUCACGGUUAUACGUCGGUGUAUACUCCAACCUGCAACAACCACAACUUCUCCAAUGUUCAAGCUACAUCCUUUGAUAAUACUUAUGGCGGCGAUUCAUACCCUAACGACAUGUUUUUAGGCAUGCAAAACUUCAACCCAACAUCCGGUAUUCAUGACGGCUUGAAUUUUGGUGGCUCAAACGAGACAAUGCAUGACAUGAAUGGAAGUCAUGACAACACAAGUUCAUUCAUACAAAGCACUGAAGUCAGCUCAAGCAAUAGUAGUUUUGCACAAGUUCCCGCCAACGCCGAGUAUGACCGGGGUGUAUUUAAUUAUGCCAAUGCUAGCAGCAUUGUUCCCAGUCGGAGCUUUGAAACCCCUGACGCCGAUAGCUGGGUCGAGCAAUUUGCCAGCAACGUCCCCUUCAAGCAUGAUGGCAGUCUCUGAUUCGGCUUUUGCGUUCGAAGUUGUAUGGCCCUUGACAUAUCAGCAAUAAGUAAUGAUAUUAUGCCGACUCUUCGUCCAAUGAACCAGCAAUUUUUUCGGGACAGUUCAAUCUGUACAACGAUCUUUUUCUUUCAUUUCUUCUUUGUUUUAACAAUCUAUUUUAAACCAGUUGGAUCCAUACUUCUAUAUCAACUUCAGCAUCUCUUCGCUUUCCGUGGCGCUUGGAUGCAAGGAAGUCGUCAUGAAACAAUGGCCGCCCAAAGUUUCUUCGGAAUUAUUCAGCAUGGUCGUGUGUCAAAGCUGGUUCUUCUACUUAGGAAGUCUUCUUGGCCUUGCGAAGGGAGUAAAAACGGUCCAGAAACAGAAACAUAUCAAACAUGAGCAAGCUUUGCCUUUGCUCUUCCUUUGGUAGCACUGUUGUAUCUGCACGAUUGAUAUUUCCGCGUUGCCUCCUCAUUCGACUAUCGGUUUGCCCUUGUUUCCAAUAUUUUUGAGGCGAAGGGGAGUAUUCGUUUGGAUUUGGAUGCUGAUCGCCUUGAAUGGAAGUUUUACUCGUCAUUUGCUCAGCAGUCGGAAAAGUGGGAGACAAAAGGCCCUGUAUCAUAGAUAGAUGCCCAAUGACAAUUAUCUAUGAAGUCCCUAACACCUUAUGGAAAUGCAUGUGAAUCUUCCGGCUAACGUGAAGAGCGAUUCAGCAGGAGUGCGAAUUGUAGCGUAGUACGACAUCGUAUGUGCUUUGUAGCGGCACAACUUUCCAUCUGUGUUGAAUAACACCUUGCCAUAGGGCAGGCUUGAAAGAAUUUCGUCGUACUUCCAUAAUUUUCUCGGGUUGCGAGACUGACUUGACUGGCCGAGAAGACAAUUUUGUUAUGCAAAAGGGUCCCAGGAUUUUUUGCAUGAAAUACUCCAUGGUGUCUUCAUCCAUCAAUCAUUGAAUGAAAGGGGUCCAAAACAAAUACAAGAUGGAUUCAGCAGGACUAAAUUCCUUUCUCAAUGUGAAAAAGAGCCACGAGUUGGAUUACCCUGUUUAUGCGAGUGAUUCAUUCCACAGAACUGUGAUUCACAACCUGUGAAGCCAUUCGUUUUGGAGGCUGUGUAGGGAGUUGAGAAUGAGAAUUCGUGGUCCAUCUAAAAAGAAUGGAUUGGCGAUCGUAGUACGAGAUAUUUUGGUGCGGUUUUCCAAAUGGGUAGUUUCCAUUCAUUUCGGAGAGCGAAUGUACUUGUGUAAGUGUAUCGUGGAGAGAGAUAUUCUCACUCUUUCGCAACCAAAGUAAGAGUAAUUGUUCUUCUGUUGUUCGCCAAGCGACUGUGUCUUUUCUUAUAUGCGGCCGUACG